This is a messenger RNA of Cynara cardunculus var. scolymus (artichoke), 1523 nucleotides long. Its product is annotated as V-type proton ATPase subunit C-like. Gene Ontology annotation, biological process: proton transmembrane transport. NCBI's taxonomy places the organism in Eukaryota, Viridiplantae, Streptophyta, Magnoliopsida, Asterales, Asteraceae. Gene Ontology annotation, cellular component: vacuolar proton-transporting V-type ATPase, V1 domain. The record is from RefSeq and is a predicted model, not a curated record. Bases 101 to 1225 code for a protein of 374 amino acids. Gene Ontology annotation, molecular function: proton-transporting ATPase activity, rotational mechanism. The transcript is spliced from 11 exons.
AUAUCUUCUUUUCUUCAUUUUUUCUUUUAAUUUAUAUUUCUGAUUCUCUAAAUCUUGGAAGAUCAGAAGCUCCAUUCCUGAUCUCACAACUUGAAUAACAAUGGCGACAAGAUACUGGAUAGUUUCUCUUCCCGUUCAGACCUCUGCCACUUCUCUAUGGAGUCGCUUACAAGAAUCCAUCUCCAAAAAUUCGUUUGACACUCCUCUCUACAGGUUCAAUAUCCCAAAUCUUCGCGUUGGUACACUCGAUUCGCUUUUAGCCCUCAGCGAUGACCUACUCAAGUCGAAUACGUUUAUUGAAGGAUGUUCUCAUAAGAUACGGCGUCAGAUCGAGGAUUUGGAGAAGGUGUCGGGAAUUCUAGCUAGUUCCUUGACGGUUGAUGGGGUUCCGGUGGAUUCAUAUCUCACAAAAUUCGUGUGGGAUGAGGCGAAGUAUCCAACAAUGUCUCCUCUUAAGGAGAUUGUGGAUGGUAUUCAUGCGCAAGUAGCCAGGAUUGAGGAUGAUCUUAAGGUUCGCAUUGCGGAGUAUAACAAUGUUCGCAGUCAACUCAAUGCAAUUAACCGAAAGCAAACGGGAAGCUUAGCUGUUCGUGAUUUGUCCAAUUUAGUAAAGCCAGAGGAUAUCAUCACUUCAGAACAUUUGGUUACGCUUAUUGCUGUUGUUCCCAAGUACUCCCAGAAGGAUUGGUUGUCAUGUUACGAGACACUGACGACUUAUGUGGUCCCCAGAUCCUCCAAGAAUUUACAUGAGGACAAUGAGUAUGCUAUUUAUACUGUUACAUUAUUCAACCGUGAUGCUGACAAUUUUCGAACUAAGGCACGCGAAAGAGGAUUUCAAAUUCGUGAUUUCGAAUAUAACUCGGAAACUCAAGAGAGUCGGAAACAGGAGCUUGAAAAACUGAUGCAAGACCAAGAAUCCCUGAGAAGCUCUCUUUUGCAAUGGUGUUAUACUAGUUAUGGAGAGGUUUUCACUUCGUGGAUGCACUUCUGUGCUGUUCGUUUGUUUGCAGAGAGCAUUUUGAGAUACGGGUUGCCCCCUUCCUUUUUGUCCGUUGUAUUGUCACCAUCUGUGAAAAGUGAGAAGAAAGUACGUACAAUACUUGAAGGCCUAUGCGGCAGUUCUAACAGCACGUUCUGGAAAACCGAGGACGAGGGAAACAUGGGCGGCCUGGGUGGUGAAGCCGACACUCACCCUUACGUCUCCUUCACCAUUAAUCUUAUAUGAAACUAGCGAUGCUGUGGUAUCUGAUGUCGAUUCUUAUCUUUUUGAUUACAACGCAAUAAUGGUGGUGAUGAUGCUUAAAAAUCGGUGUAUUAUAGGGUAAAUUUACCCAAUUUUAGCUGGAGUUUUCGGUGUAUUAAAUUAUGUUCCAUUCCGAAACUUGUUCUUUUGUUUGAUUCGUUGUACUACGACCUGAAAGCUGUAUUCAUCUAUUCAGGAAAACACCCCUUGAGUAACGAUGUAAAAUGUAUGUGGAUCUUUCCUUUUAUUCGAAAGGUGGAGACGUUUUCGUAUUUUUUGA